Sphaerodactylus townsendi is the source of this 1542-nucleotide messenger RNA. Its product is annotated as zinc finger protein 675-like. The coding region runs from base 702 to 1457 and encodes 251 amino acids. Gene Ontology annotation, biological process: negative regulation of transcription by RNA polymerase II. The record is from RefSeq and is a predicted model, not a curated record. The transcript has 3 exons. Gene Ontology annotation, molecular function: DNA-binding transcription repressor activity, RNA polymerase II-specific. NCBI's taxonomy places the organism in Eukaryota, Metazoa, Chordata, Lepidosauria, Squamata, Sphaerodactylidae.
UCUAUGUAAAGUCUAUGUAAAGGUUUUCCCUCCCCAAGAUCUAAAAUUCCAAAAUCACAUGGUCACUACUAUCCAGGUUGCCCACUGCUUCCUCCCUGUGAACCAGUUCUUCACUGUUGGUGAGAUUCAAGUACAAGAUAGCAGUCUCCCUUGUUUCCUUCUCAACCUUCUGGAAAAUGAAUAUGUCAGCAAGACAAGUCAAGAAUUCAUUAGCUCUUUCAGUUUAGGAAACUUAUGAGGGUCAUUGAAAUAUCAAUGGUGCCAUAAAAUCUAACACACAGGGUAAAUUACCAGUAUUAAAAUUUAACAAGCCAGAGGCAUAAGAAGAGCAUAAAGCAGCAGGUGAACCAUCUCAUAAAUAUUCAGAGAACAGUCCUCAGGUAAACAGAAGUACUCCUAAGCUGAAGCCUGGUUGAAAGGAAGUAUUUUGAUCUAUUGCUAAAAGAUAGUAACAUAGGAUCCAGGAAAGCUUCCAAGGUAAGGGAAUUCCACAGAUGAGGGACACCCAUGGAAAAUAUUCCGUCUCUACUGAUUGGCUACUCCUGUGCAUGGGAUGACAGAGAGUAGUGGUUGGGGGGCAGAAUUUAAAAUGGAAGGUUAAUUACCAGGGGAAGAUUAAUUGCCCAUUGUGUGACAAAACAUUCCCUUAUAAAUCAGCAUUUGAUAGACACUUCAGAGUUCAUACGGGGGAGAAACCAUACAUGUGCUUGGAAUGUGGAAAGACCUUUACUCAGAAGGGACAUCUUAUGGAACACCAACUAAUUCAUACAGGAAAGAAACCAUAUAAAUGCUUGCACUGUGGAAAGAGGUUUCACUGCUAUACUCACCUUGUUGCUCAUCGACAAAUCCACACAAGGGCAAAAGUGUACCAGUGCUUAGACUGUGGAAAGACCUUCCUUCGGAGAAGAAAUCUUACUAUACAUCAGCGAAUCCACACAGGGGAGAAACCAUAUAAAUGUUUAGAGUGUGGAAAAACGUUUGCUGAGAAUGGAAACCUUACGGCUCACAGACGAAUGCACACAGGGGAGAGACCGUAUCAAUGCUUGGAGUGUGGAAGGAGCUUUGCUUACAGUUCACUGCUUACUACCCAUGAACGUAUCCACACAGGCGAGAAACCGUAUAAAUGCUUGGAGUGUGGAAAGAGCUUCGCUCGAAGUACUAACCUUACUGUCCAUGAACGUAUCCACACAGGGGAGAAACCAUAUAAAUGCUUAGAGUGUGGCAAGACCUUUACUGAGAGCACAAAACUUAAGGCUCACAGACGAAUGCACACAGGGGAGAGACCGUAUCAAUGCUUAGAGUGUGGAAGGAGCUUUACUCACAGUUCACUGCUUACUAGCCAUGAACGUAUCCACACAGGCAAGAAACCAUAUAAAUGCUUGGAGUGUGGAAAGAGUUUCACUCGAAGUACUAAUCUUACUGUCCAUCGACGAAUCCACAUGGGGGAGAAACCAUAAAAAUGAUUAGAGUGUAAAGACCUUUACUGAGAGCACAAAACUUACGGCUACAGACGAAUCCACAUGGAAGAAACUACAUCAAUGG